ACCUCGACAAUUUUGCUCAGUCUCCGAAAUUUUCUUCCAAGCGCCUCGAAGUCGAGUGUCUCGCGCGUUAACGUUGUGCGAUGUUUUAAGUUAUUAUCACAAUCAAACAGGAAAAUUGCUUGAGGAAGCUCUUGAACAACUGUAAAAUGGCCGAUAUCAUUCUGGGAGGAAUAGAAGGAGGUGGCACUGUUUCAACAAUAUCACUCUUCAAUGGCAAAGGUGAAAGACUGUCGGAGCUAACUGGAGUUGGUACAAAUUACCUGACCCUAGGAAUGGAUGUUGUACACGAUAGGAUAAAUGCUCUAGUGCAAGAAGCAAAAAAACUUGCCAAUUUACCGGAAGAUCUAACUUUAACAGCUUUAGGUUUAAGUUUAAGUGGUUGUGAACACGAUGAAGCUAACAAAAAGUUUGCAGUGAAACUGCGGGAGAAAUAUCCUGACUUAUCUGAAGAAUACUACGUUUGUAGUGAUACUGUUGGGCCAAUCGCUGUUGCUCAUAAAAAUGGAGGAGGUGUGAUAAUCUCUGGCACCGGUUCAAACACAUUACUUGUAAACCCUGAUGGCUCUGAAGUCCGAUGUGGAGGCUGGGGUAGUCUACUUGGAGAUGAAGGCAGUGCAUACUGGAUAUCACACCAAGCUAUUAAAAUUUGUUUUGAUGAUCUGGAUAAUUUUAAAACACCCCCUAUGGGAUACAGUACAGACUACAUUUGGUCAGCUGCUAAAUCAUAUUUCAAUGCAGAAAGUGUGUUUGAAUUUCUACCAAUUUUUUAUGAAAAUUAUUGCAAGGCUCGAAUUGCAAGUUUCUGUAGAGUUAUUUCUCAAGGUGCAAAUGAAGGAGAUCCUCUAUGUAAAUGGUUAUUCCAUCAAGCAGGGCGUGAUCUAGCGCGAUUUAUUCAAUCAGUCGCGGAAGGAGCAAGCGAGGAACUUCUGAAAGCAGAGGGUGGACUGCCAAUUGUGUGUGUAGGAUCUGUUUGGAAGAGUUGGAACUUACUGAAAGACGGUUUUGUUGAGCAGCUCGCCAAAAUCGACCGAUUUAAAGUUGAAGAACUGUCUUUACUUAAAUUAACUGUCAGCGUGUCGAUUGGAGCAACUUACUUGGCUGCUAAAGCUAUUAAUUUCAACUUACCUCGGGACUACACACAAAACUAUGAAGUCUUCUUCCACUAUAAACGCCCGAACUAAGUUUUCAGGGGCUUAGCCCAGGUAGCAAGCUUGAUUUUGCAAGCCAAGUAUGUCCUUAAUUAAAGUAAUUUGUGAUGGUGGCAUUUUUGCCUUUAUAAUAAAUUGUGAUUCAUUUUUAAAGUGCUUUUAGCGCCAUCAGUAAUUUUCAGGUAUUUGCAUUUAUCUCGUACUUUUUCAGGAACUUGUGUUGAGUUUAAUGCUGAGGGAGUUACCCCUCAUUGAACAAAAUUUAAAUUAUUUUUAUAAGAAAAGAUAUUUCAAACUUCUAACACUUCUUUACCAAAUGAUCAAAGCUUUUAGUCAAACUGCAUAACCUUAAAAAGUUUAAGUUGCAGCAAGUACAUCAUCAAAUAUUUUUUAAUAAUAAUUUCAAUGGCAGAAGGAUUUGUGUAUGUAUCACAGUUAAAUUUUUUAUUUAAAAAUAAAACUCGAAAAAAAUGAAAGAUUUUUUGAAACCAGCACAAAGACUCCAAUUUGGCAAAAAAAAAUUUUCUGAAAAAAAUUUUGAUUUUUAGUUUUAAGUUCUUAAAAGCUCAAAAGGACCAAGGUUAAAGUGAAAUUUUAUCCAUACAAAAUCUCGAGAUAUGAAGUGUAUGAAGUUUUCUACCUGCGAGGAAUACCAGAAUCCAAUGAAAAUAAGUUUAUGCAUUUUUAGACUGUGACAAAAGAAUGAAAGCAUUGAAAGUAAAUACAAGAAUCAAGACGGCGAAUCUUCUGUCUUAGUCUAAAACUGCAUAAACUUAUUUGGCGUAGACUCUAAGCCUACCAAAUGCGGUUGUUGCUCAGUAUUCAGCCCAAAUUUCCUCAAUGUCUAUCAUAUAUUUUCACAUGUCUUUGAACAAUCUAUCAGAAGUUUAUCAACAUCUGGUGCCAUAACUGCCAUAUAGUCUUUAUAAUUUAUUAACAAAAAACUAUGCAGUCGUAAGUUCCUUCAAAUUUUUCUUAAGUUCUGUGAAUUCUGCUAAAAACGUGAAGUUUUCCUUCAUGCCCUACUUUAUCGAAUUCUUGUAGUUUUGUGCCAACGAUAAUGAGAUGGAACCGUACAUAUCACUUUUUGGUCAUUCUCUCUCGUGUUGUUACUGAUGAUUUUUCCCAUGAUUGUAAUGAGUAUUUCCUAGCCUUGUAGGAAAUGCUUGCAUGCUCACAAUUAGGUACAAAUUAGGUACAUACCAUCUGAUUGAGCAUGACUGAAGAAACAUUUCAAAGUCUCAAUUAAACUGACUGAGUAAUGGGUCACGAACAGUAGUCAUUUUACCAUCAUUAGUUUUGUUAUUUCUUUUAGUCUAAGAUUACCUAAUUUUCUGCCAAUUUUUCGAAUAAAAAUUGACGUAAUGAACUAAUCGACUUUAUAAUACGGAUUGAAAAUCCCAGUCGAGAAUCAUCAACCAGGACAAAUCUGUCUUCAGAGAGAUCCUGAAGAAACUUCAAUUCGAUGGUGAAACUGCAGAAAUGUGUACCCUGGUCGCGGUGUUUCAAAAUCUCCACUCCUAUUUGAUUUUGCAAAGGAAGACCGAACCAUCAUGGCUUGAAAUUUUCUCACAACAAUCUUCUCACAGAGAAGACAACUCACCGAAAUUUUCAAGGAAUGAUGUUUAGUAGUUUUCCAUGUGGAAAAUAAAGUAUAACAAGAUGUAUGCAAUGUCGUAAAUUGAGGUAUGCAUUCCUGCAGUUUCAUCAUCGAAAUAGUCCAAUACAUUGCUUUGGCACAUUUGUUCUUUGAGACGACCUUUGCCCCAUAUGUGUUUUACAAAACUACCUGUAGUAUGCAUUGCUAUAGUAGGUAUGCUUUUUGAAAAACUCUCGAGGACAGAUGCCUUUGGCUCAUUCAAUCCAAUUUAUGUUCUUUUAUUUGACUCAAAGAAAUGGUUACCAAAAUGAUCCUAUCUUAUUUUCGAGCAUACUUGCAUUUCUCCCGAGGCUGCAGGGUAUAAAUUUCAGUUUGUGCCCUGGGAUUAUAUCUUUUAUUUGUGUCACUGUAAGUCAUAUUCAAUUUCUCAUAAUUCGCAACGAAGGGAUUGAUUUACUUGUGUGAAAUCUUCUCAAGACUAUACCUGAUAAAACUAUGUGAACAAUGAACCGUUUUUUGUCCUUUUUUUUUCUUCAUGGAAGAGUUCAAGCAUCUAAAACUUACAAGCCCUGGAAAUCAUGACAACUAAAGAAGGCUAUUAUCAAAGAGUUUUCAGCGCUGGGGCCUCUUUGUAAAUACAUUAACGGUUCAAUUGAAAAUUUCUUGAAUUAUUAGUAAACAUAGCUCAUUUUUUACCAGCAUCACAGUCUAGUUUAGAUAAAAAUUAAUUCAUGAGCAGAAAAUGUACUUUAGAAGAUCGAUAUGAAGAUCAUGGCGCUUUUUGUCUUACUUUAAAGUUAAAGUGGAUAUUGAGCCUGUUACGUGAACAUUGUGUAUUGCUUUGAUUAGAUUUUUGUUUUCUGCUCUCGCUUUUAUCAAAUUUUUGCCUUGUGUUUCUAUAAUUACAAGAUUUAAGAGCUUACUUACCAAAUUUGAGAAAGAGAAAUGUAAUAAAAAGAAGGUAAGAAUCUUUUGAGAGAAAAUGUGGUUUUAACUGUAUGCUCUUGCCUUAUUGAAUUUUUCGAUUUAAGUUGGUAAGUUCUUGAGUCUUACAACCAUAGGAACAUACCGUCUCAAAACUCUACAAAAGUGAAAGUUAGCUGAACUCUAAUUGAAUCAAUCACUUUUUUUACUGUUAUUUUUAGCCAUGAAAUUAUGUUAAUGUUUGAAAACUGGUGUACAAACAUCCAAGAGCGCAUUUUUGUAUUGAAACAAUUUGAUGAAUAGAAAAUCUUUUUCCAUAUGUAUUUUAAAGAGCAAACUUUAGCAAUGUUUCCUAGUAUUCGCUUAGAAUUCUCAUUUACCUUAAACUUAUUUUCAGAACAAGUCGUGAAACAUUUGAAUAUCCUGACAUGUUUGUAUUUUAUUAUUUUAUUUUAUGAAUGUUAUUUCUCAAAGAAACAAAAUUCCAAUUUAGUAGGUUUCAACUGUAAACUCUAGGUAAUUUUUGCUUAUUGGUGAUAGCUCCACAUUCUGUAAUUGCUCCAUUAGUUGGCAUAUAGAUGUGGGAAAAGCUCCAUUUAAAAAACUGUUCGUAACAAAGUUUCUUCGAACAAAUUUUAACCCCAACCCUUUUUUACACUUACAAAAUUCUGUUCAGCCACUCUCUCAUUGUAUAGUUGCAGAAUUAAAAUUGAAAAUCACAAAAUAAGAAGAAAAGCCGGUUUCAGAAAAUGUUUAGCCAACCUCCUCAGAAUUCAUGAUUGUUAAAUUUUUUUUCACAAGUUUUAAAGGGUUGGAUGGUAAAACUUCCUUUCUGUUGUAUCUUUGCCAUCAAAUGUGUUGUUAUCGUAUGUUUUAUGUAUUUUAUUUGUUAUCCCUGUGAGAGGAAAAUAAAAAGUGUUAUUUAUUUUAUCA
Messenger RNA from Bemisia tabaci, 4605 nucleotides. RefSeq names its product N-acetylglucosamine kinase (gene Nagk). Gene Ontology annotation, molecular function: N-acetylglucosamine kinase activity. The record is from RefSeq and is a predicted model, not a curated record. NCBI's taxonomy places the organism in Eukaryota, Metazoa, Arthropoda, Insecta, Hemiptera, Aleyrodidae.